UUUUACACACAGCUCCUCCUAAACCAUCAACUGUCACCUCCAGACCUCAUUUCUCCACAAACCUCUCUGCAACGUCCUCCAACAUCUCCACAACCCUCCCAAACCCCUCUGCAACAUUAUCUAACAUCUCUACAAUGUUUCUGACAUCUGGUGAAAUCAGUGUUCACUCUUCGUCAAGAGCAGAUGAUCCUACAUUGGACUCUCCUGGUGCAGGACAUAGUCAGAGGGCUGGUCUGAUGGUGUGGCCCAGUGCUGGUCUGGUAGUCAUGGUGACAGUGUUAGGACUGGUCCUGCUCCUGUCCUACAGACAGAGGAGAGGAACCAGGAGAACACCACCACCAGUCUCCUCCAACACACAACCUGACCCUACUGGAGAGCUGAGAGAUACAAGGGUUGACUGUGUGUAUGAGGAGAUCAGAGAGGCAGACAGACAGACAGACACACUCCCUGUGGUCAUCUCUUCAGUCAACUCCAAUGUCAACUCACCUACCAACUCUACAUCCUACCCUGCUGGCCAAGUCUCUACAACCUACCCUGCCAGCCGACCUUCUACAACCUACCCUGCUGGCCAUGCUACCAGUGUCGCACACUGUGACAUCUAUGCUAACGCUAGCUGCCACAAAGAUGAUAUAAAUCCAAGCUAUUCUACUGCAGAUCAAACAGCUUCUCUCAUCUACUCCAGUGUGGAUCUACCCAAAGAUUCUGGAGUCUCUUCAAGACCUCCAACAGCCAGUGGAUCCCAGGAUGAUUCCAUCUAUUCUACAGCCCAGCUACCCAAAGAUACUGUAGAAUCUACAAGAUACCCUGCUGUACACCUCUCUAAAGACACUCCAGAAGAUGCCAUCUACUCUACAGCCCAACUACCCAAAGAUACUGUAGAAUCUACAAGAUACCCUGCUGUAGACCUCUCUAAAGACACUCCAGAAGAUGCCAUCUACUCUACUGCCCAGCUACCCAAAGAUACUGUAGAAUCUACAAGAUACCCUGCUGAAGACCUCUCUAAAGACACUCCAGAAGAUGCCAUCUACUCUACAGCCCAGCCACCCAAAGAUACUGUAGAAUCUACAAGAUACCCUGCUGAAGACCUCUCUAAAGACACUCCAGAAGAUGCCAUCUACUCUACAGCCCAGCUACCCAAAGAUACUGUAGAAUCUACAAGAUACCCUGCUGAAGACCUCUCUAAAGACACUCCAGAAGAUGCCAUCUACUCUACUGCCCAGCUACCCAAAGAUACUGUAGAAUCUACAAGAUACCUUGCUGUAGACCUCUCUAAAGACACUCCAGAAGAUGCCAUCUACUCUACAGCCUAGCCACCCAAAAUAAUGUAGAAUCUACAAGAUACCCUGCUGUAGACCUCUCUAAAGACACUCCAGAAGAUGCCAUCUACUCUACAACCCAGCCACCCAAAAUAAUGUAGAAUCUACAAGAUACCCUGCUGUAGACCUCUCUAAAGACACUCCAGAAGAUGCCAUCUACUCUACAGCCCAGCCACCCAAAAUAAUGUAGAAUCUACAAGAUACCCUGCUGUAGACCUCUCUAAAGACACUCCAGAAGAUGCCAUCUACUCUACAGCCCAACUACCCAAAGAUACUGUAGAAUCUAGAAGAUACCCUGCUGAAGACCUCUCUAAAGACACUCCAGAAGAUGCCAUCUACUCUACAGCCCAACUACCCAAAGAUACUGUAGAAUCUACAAGAUACCCUGCUGUAGACCUCUCUAAAGACACUCCAGAAGACACCAUCUACUCUACAGCCCAGCCACCCAAAAUAAUGUAGUAGUAUAUAAUCUUUACAAGAGAUGCAUCCCAAAUGACAUCCUAUUAUCUUCCCCCAUAUGGACCCUGGUCAAAGGCAGUGUUCUAUAGAGAACAAGGUGACAUCUGGGAUGAAGAGAAGCUCCCUGUAGAGAGAUGAAGGGUUGUCACCACAGAGCCGCCAUCUUGGAAUGACAUGAAGAAAACAAUCCCUUUCCUGUUUCAAAUCCUCCUUGACAUUUUGUAUUACAACAGCUCACGUGGUUUUACUGUAUAUAAUAUAUGUAAAAUAGGAACAUCUGGCUUCAAAAUCACUUUUAGUUCCACAUUUUGUGAAAAUCAACCAACAUUAUUGUUUGUGUUUUAUCAUAUAAUUUUUGCUUCAUUUAGUCUGUUAUAUGUUUGUGUUUUAUCAUAUAAUUUUUCCUUCAUUUAGUCUGUUAUAAUAAUGAAGACAGUAAUACCAUAAUAGUUAACUGUAUCUUUGAGAUUUACAUAGCUAUUGUAUAUGUACAUAAAC
Messenger RNA from Salvelinus namaycush (lake trout), 2273 nucleotides. RefSeq names its product thioredoxin domain-containing protein 2-like. The transcript has 4 exons. Lineage: Eukaryota; Metazoa; Chordata; Actinopteri; Salmoniformes; Salmonidae. The record is from RefSeq and is a predicted model, not a curated record. The coding region runs from base 135 to 1310 and encodes 391 amino acids.